UAGCGUAAAUUAGCGAAUAAAAUACACAAUCUUGCGUUUUGAAAAGCAAAAAAUUAGAGAUUAGAGAGAAAUCGAUCACCAUCUCCGACCUUCUCUCUCAUCGAAGCGUGUCUUCUCUCUCUACAAAAACACGCACGUAAACACAUAUCAGCUUCAUUCGUCUACGUACUCGUGCAAUGACAGGGUCAAAGUGGAGAGUUCUGUAACUAACCCUUUAGUUUAUGAGGCGCCGUUGGUCGAGCUUUGUGAUCUUAAGCAGUAUUGUGAUGCCAGAUCACAGGAUGACCCCAAGCUCACGUCUCACCACUAGGCGGGCAUCUCGGAAUUUCCGGCGCAUGUUACUGCUAAUACUCGGUUCUGUUUCUGUCGUUGCAAUCAUAGUACAUGCUGAGAAGAUCUCCUACUUGAUCCGCCCUCUUUGGGAUACUCCUCCAGCUCCAUUUGAGCAUUACUUACCUCAUUAUUAUGCAGAAAAUGUCUCCAUCAACAAUCUAUGCAGUCUCCACGGUUGGUCCUUGCGAUCCGAGCCACGUCGUGUCUUUGAUGCAAUCAUAUUCAGCAAUGAACUGGACUUGCUAGAAAUCAGGUGGAAAGAGCUCUACCCUUAUGUCACUAAAUUUGUCAUCCUGGAAGCCAACACUACCUUCACAGGCAUCCCAAAGCCUCUCUUCUUUGCUGAGAAUCGCAACAGAUUCACCUUUGCUGAGGGCAAGAUCGCCCACGGUGUGUUCCCCGGGCGCCUUGCCACACAUGGCUCUCACGAGCCAUUCAAAGUCGAAGCAGAGCAGCGCCGAGCUAUGAACCAUUUGCUUCGCCUCGCUGGUAUAGCUGUUGGUGACCUUCUCAUUGUGGGGGAUACUGAUGAGAUACCAACUCCUCACACUGUCAAACUGCUGCAAUGGUGCGACGGGAUACCUCCCGUGCUUCACCUAGAAAUGAAGAACUAUCUGUAUUCAUUCGAGUUCCAAGAUGACUACACCAAUUGGCACCCAACCGCGCAUGUUUUCAACCAGUGGACGCAAUACAGGCAUUCACGCCAAACUGAUGUUCUCCUAGCUGACUCCGGCUGGCACUGCAGCUUCUGCUUCCGUUACAUAAGCGAGUUCGUGUUCAAGAUGCAAGCAUACAGCCACGCAGAGCGGGUGAGGCGUAAAGACUUCUUGGAGCAUUCGAGGAUUCAGAGAAUCAUCUGCAAUGGCGAUGAUCUGUUUGACAUGCUGCCUGAGGAGUACACUUUCAAGGACUUGUUCAAGAGGUUGGGAUCAUUACCUCGAUCUGCAUCUGCUGUACAUGUUCCUGCUUACGUGAUUCAGAAUGCGGACAAGUUCAGGUUUCUCCUGCCCGGUGGCUGUGCUCGUUCGCCUGGAUGAUCGCGUGUGUCGUAGCCACUCAAAAGACUCAAUGGCAGAUGGUUUCAAAGGUUAGCUGCCUAAUGUUUAUUAUCAUUCAUCUCUGGAUGUUUUUAGAUAUAUAUACUUUGCCAGAAUCAUUUUUAGGUAGCCUGCAUUAAUUUAUAUGUUUUUGUUAUCAUACAAGACAAUCUUGCAUGCCAAGAACCAAAUUAAUCAUAUAUAUUUGAUCGUAAUCAUGUUUCUGGAGAAGGUAGCAAGAGCUUUAAUGAAUGGAUUUGGU
This is a messenger RNA of Salvia miltiorrhiza (redroot sage), 1632 nucleotides long. RefSeq lists its product as uncharacterized. The transcript has 3 exons. NCBI's taxonomy places the organism in Eukaryota, Viridiplantae, Streptophyta, Magnoliopsida, Lamiales, Lamiaceae. The coding region runs from base 222 to 1370 and encodes 382 amino acids. Gene Ontology annotation, biological process: N-acetylglucosamine metabolic process; protein N-linked glycosylation. Gene Ontology annotation, molecular function: beta-1,4-mannosylglycoprotein 4-beta-N-acetylglucosaminyltransferase activity. The record is from RefSeq and is a predicted model, not a curated record. Gene Ontology annotation, cellular component: membrane.